Molecule: messenger RNA, 1908 nt
Organism: Salvelinus namaycush (lake trout)
Lineage: Eukaryota; Metazoa; Chordata; Actinopteri; Salmoniformes; Salmonidae
Product: short transient receptor potential channel 4-like
Exons: 11
Coding region: 1-1908 (635 amino acids)
Biological process (GO): regulation of cytosolic calcium ion concentration; calcium ion transmembrane transport; manganese ion transport
Cellular component (GO): cation channel complex; membrane
Molecular function (GO): store-operated calcium channel activity; inositol 1,4,5 trisphosphate binding
Source: RefSeq, a predicted model, not a curated record
AUGUGGAGUGGAAAGCAAUUUGUAGCCCAGCCCAACUGUCAGCAGCUGCUUGCGUCUCGUUGGUACGAUGAGUUCCCUGGGUGGAGGCGUCGUCACUGGGCAGUGAAGUUCCUAACCUGUGUCUUCAUCGGCCUCCUCUUCCCCCUCUUAUCCCUCUGCUACCUGGUCUCUCCUAAGAGCCGCUAUGGACACUUCAUCAGGCAACCCUUCAUCAAGUUUAUCUGCCACACAACGUCCUAUCUCACCUUCCUGUUCCUGCUGCUGCUGGCCUCCCAGCACAUCGUCUCUACAGACCCCAACAGACAGGGGCCGCCUCCUACUGUUGUGGAAUGGAUGAUACUACCAUGGGUACUGGGCUUCAUCUGGACAGAGAUUAAACAGAUGUGGGAUGGAGGGUUCCAGGACUAUAUCCAUGACUGGUGGAACCUCAUGGACUUCGUUAUGAACUCUCUCUACCUGGCUACCAUCUCUUUGAAGUUCGUUGCCUAUGUCAAGUACAGUGGCUUCAGGGCCAGGAACGAAUGGCAGAUGUGGCAUCCUACCCUGGUAGCAGAGGCUGUGUUUGCCAUCGCUAACAUCUUCAGCUCCAUCCGCCUCAUCUCUCUGUUUACAGCUAACUCCCACCUGGGACCUCUACAGAUCUCUCUGGGCAGGAUGCUGCUGGACAUCCUUAAGUUCCUGUUUAUCUACUGCCUGGUGCUCCUGGCCUUCGCUAACGGGCUCAACCAGCUCUACUUCUACUACGAGACAGACGAGGGACUGAAGGGAUGCAAGGGCAUCCGCUGCGCAACACAGAACAACGCUUUCUCAACGUUGUUUGAGACGCUCCAGUCGUUGUUCUGGUCUAUCUUUGGGUUGAUCAGUCUGUAUGUGACCAACGUGGAGGCAGACCAUCAGUUCACAGAGUUUGUAGGGGCCACCAUGUUCGGAACCUAUAACGUCAUCUCUCUGGUGGUUCUACUCAACAUGCUGAUCGCCAUGAUGAACAACUCCUACCAACACAUCGCUGAUCAUGCAGACAUUGAGUGGAAGUUUGCAAGAACCAAGUUGUGGAUGAGUUACUUUGAAGAGGGGGGGACUCUGCCUUCUCCAUUCAACAUCAUCCCUAGCCCCAAGUCAAUCUGGUACUUCAUCUGCUGGAUCAGGAAACACAUCUUCAAGAUCACCAGGGCCAAGAAAACAGAAACAUUUGGAACCAUAGGGAGACGGGCUGCUAUAAACGUAAGAAUAAACCACCAGUAUCAGGAGGUUUUGAGGAACCUGGUGAAGAGAUAUGUAGCAGCCAUGAUCAGAGAUGCCAAGACAGAGGAAGGACUGACUGAGGAGAACUUUAAGGAGCUGAAGCAGGACAUCUCCAGCUUUAGGUAUGAGGUCCUGGGGAUGAUGAAGGGGAAGGUGGGGCCCGGGGGUGGGGGCGUGGCUCUAGCAGGAAGUAAACCCAGUGAAGAGGCAGGGGCCUCCAUUUUGGUCUACCCUGACCACUCCUUCAAGUACUCCCCCAAGUUCUCCCCAGCCACGCCUAAGACCAACAUGUUUCCCGACACCACAUCCAUAUUCCAGCAGAGGGCAGCCCCCUCCUCCACCUCCUCCUCCACAUCCCCUUCCACCUCUCAGGGCUUGAACCGACUGGUCAACGGCUCUGUGGUACCCUCUUGGGCCUCCACUGACACCUCCUCCACUCCCAUCUCCUCUUCCUCCUCCACUCCCAUCCAUGCCUCCACCAAAGACAUGCUGGCCAGGAAAGACUUUCCCAAAGACAUCUGUGACUUUGGGCUCUACUCUGUGUCUGAGGAGAUGGGAGAGGCUGACCUGGAGGUGCUGGACUGUGACGGAGAGAAGGAGGAGCAGGGUGGAGCGAGGGAGAGGACGUGUACAGAGAAGGAAGAGAACGAAGGGAAGGGAGAGUGA